AUGUGGCUGCUCAGCACCGAUCGAGCUGAGCUACGCUUCUUCUCGACACCGGGACUUGUCUCUGGCGGAUACGCCAUCCUAUCCCAUACAUGGGAAGCCGGGCGCGAGCAGUCGUUUCAAGAGCUCCAGGCGAUCAUCGAACGAUGCAACAUCACUAACGAGAACCCCCGCGACGUCGUCUGCGACAAGAUCCGCCAGUGCUGCCUCUUGGCCGAGCGCAACGGCUACGGCUGGGUCUGGAUCGACACCUGCUGCAUCGACAAGACAAGCAGCACCGAGCUCUCCGAGGCCAUCAACUCCAUGUUCAUCUGGUACACCUGUGCCGAGGUGUGCUACGCUUACCUCUCCGACGUCCCUACCAACACCGUACUCGACGCGCCGGACUCCGCAUUCCGACGCGCCCGAUGGCACACCCGUGGCUGGACGCUGCAAGAGCUCAUCGCGCCUCUCAUCGUCAUCUUUCUCUCCUGCGACUGGACCGUCAUCGGCGACAAGCUCAACCUCGCCGCCCUCCUCAACCAGAUCUCCGGCGUCAGGAUGGAUGUCCUGAAGGCGGAGGUCUCGUGCAGCAUCCUUUCCGUCGCGGAGCGCAUGACAUGGGCGGCAUCGCGCAGCACGACCCGCGUGGAAGACGAAGCGUACUGCCUCAUGGGAAUUUUCAACGUCAGCUUCCCGACACUCUACGGAGAAGGCCAGGACGCAUUCCGGCGUCUGCAAAAGGAGAUCAUAAAGGUCUCGGGCGACACCAGCCUCUUCGCGUGGGGCUAUCGGCUAGGGUCAACUACUGUCGCGGAACCGCUCACCACCGACGAGAUGUAUCGCUUCUACAACUCUACCCCGGAGACGCACCUGUACCUGUUGGCGUGGUCACCAAAGGACUACCAACUCCUCAGGGCGAAUUGGACCGCGUUCAGCCCUCUGCUCAAUACCCCGAUUCAACCCUAUCUUCCGUGGCAGUGGAAACCUGAGCAUAAUGAGCCCUUGGAUGGUGUGCGCAGAACGCAAGGUCCGUUCAAGACGGUCGAACUGCCUCGCUUCUCGAUUUCACACCAAGGACUCGAAUGUCAUCUCCCUUUCUUCGAGGUUGAAGGCACCGAGAUCGCUAUAGGCGUAUUGCUCUGCGAGAGCCGGGGCGAGCAUCUCGGUAUCAUCCUCCAUAUAUCACGAGAGAUCCUCCAGGACCCUUCUCGGAAGACAUACAAUGUCGGUUUCAUCUUCAAGCGCGCUGGCGGCAGGAUUCGCGAAUACUUCCGCACCAUCAUGCUCGGCAACGACUUCUACAACCUCAAGUUCCUCGGAAAGACGUAUCAAGCGCACUGGCAUGACUUCAUCAUCGCUCCAGAACAGCCCUUGCACCGAACACGCGACCCGCUGUCCCUCUUCCACCCUCUGCACUCGCUUACGCCGCCCUCGCCACCAUUCCGCAUCCCGAACUGGUUCAUCAACCGCAUGGCCCUCCUCGGUUUCAUGACGCCUCCCCCGGGACUCACUUACGACGCCGCGCGCCCCGACGGGCCAAUGACGAUCCACAUGAACUUCACGGACUCCUCCUCCUCCGAGGGCUUCUACAUGUCCCUCGGAACCUGCGGCGGCGCCGACGGGACCGCGCGGCCCGUCGCGCACUGGGCGCUCGCCCUCCCGCUCACCGCGGAGAACUGGUACGACGACCACUUCCACACCACGCACGACUGCGCGCUGCACCACGUCGCGGACUGGGGCGAGGGCGCGACGCGGUCGUUCGGCACCGAGGAGCGCACCGUGGGGCUCGCGUUCCGCCGCGCGCCCGCGACCGCGCCCGGCGCGCUCGACACCCUCGUCCUCCACCUCGUCCUCGACGGGAGCGUGUACAGGGCGCGCGAGCGCGAGCGGCAGGUCGCGCUCCCCCACGCGCUCCCGGGGACGCAGGCGCAGCAGGGCGCGGCAUCGCUGGAGCCUGCUCGCGAGCAGGAGAACGAGACGGCGGUGGCACCUCUGGCCGCUCCACCGGUCUUGGGGGAUGCGCCCCGACUGUCGAUCUCGACCGACCCCGGUUUCGCUUCCACGGCGCCCGCGAUGGAUUCUCGUGGAUCGGGUCUUACGGGGAACGGGAGCGCGAGGGGCGCGAAGCCGUCGCGGUUUGGAAGCUUGCGUAUGCUAUGGCGGCGGUCGUAG
This is a messenger RNA of Epithele typhae, 2151 nucleotides long. RefSeq names its product HET-domain-containing protein. The transcript has 2 exons. The record is from RefSeq and is a predicted model, not a curated record. The coding region runs from base 1 to 2151 and encodes 716 amino acids. Lineage: Eukaryota; Fungi; Basidiomycota; Agaricomycetes; Polyporales; Epitheliaceae.